UUGAAGUUCUACCAUUGUGUACACUGUGCGGGUGAUGUGUCAUGACCAUACUCGCAGCCACGCUAGCGGAGGCGCCGUGCGGAGGCUGUGAAGAGAUCCGAGCAACAAUGUCCAUUCACGCAAAGAAAACCUUAACUAGAACGCCACGCUAAUUCUCCGCUAAUGUCCCACUAUAUCACGCCGGUCUUCAUUUUAGCGCUUCUCACUUCUCAAUUCUCAAGUCCAUCAACAACUCCAACACUACACACCUGCCACGCACUUCAAACCCACUGCAAACCCACUGCAUCCUCAUCGUCGCUACAGAUGUGCUACCUCCGACCUACAAAGUACGCAUGCGGCCAUGUUUCUCCUAUCCACGAACCAGGCUACCAACGCCCAAGUGCCAAAGAGGAUGCUAAUCAAUCAGACCCAUACACUGAGUGGCCAACACAUAAGGACACUACGUUGAAUGGGUGUCAGGAUUCUAAUCGUAGAGGUGUGCGAUGUCCGGAGCCUUUGGAGGAUUUGGAAGUGAUAUAUCAAGAUGAUGAGGGCGGCGAGUGUGAUGAGUGUAAGGCGAAGAAAAAGUGCACAGUCUUGUAGGGAAAGACGGAAUGAGACGACUGAGGGUACGUAAAAAAGCUAUCAAUCACAUUGAUAGAAAGUCGGCUGCCGAGUAAUGACAUAUCCACGUAUGCCGAUGUACGCGACGGUAUGUUAGCUAUUCAUACCUCCUAGAGCCUCCUUCCCACAGGUCCAGUUGGAGAGCCUCCUCUUUGAUAUAA
Molecule: messenger RNA, 764 nt
Organism: Alternaria rosae
Lineage: Eukaryota; Fungi; Ascomycota; Dothideomycetes; Pleosporales; Pleosporaceae
Exons: 4
Coding region: 163-582 (139 amino acids)
Source: RefSeq, a predicted model, not a curated record